Messenger RNA from Suricata suricatta (meerkat), 870 nucleotides. It is a transcript of the gene GTF2A2, whose product is annotated as general transcription factor IIA subunit 2. Gene Ontology annotation, molecular function: RNA polymerase II general transcription initiation factor activity; TBP-class protein binding. Gene Ontology annotation, biological process: RNA polymerase II preinitiation complex assembly; transcription initiation at RNA polymerase II promoter. Bases 288 to 617 code for a protein of 109 amino acids. The transcript is spliced from 6 exons. The record is from RefSeq and is a predicted model, not a curated record. Lineage: Eukaryota; Metazoa; Chordata; Mammalia; Carnivora; Herpestidae. Gene Ontology annotation, cellular component: transcription factor TFIIA complex.
UUCCGGGUCGUUGGCACCUCUCUGCGGCUUCUGCGGCGGCGAAGAGGUGGUCGGGAAGUGAGUGCUUCCUGCUGGGCUGCCGGCCGCUCCGCUUCAGUCCGCUCCGCGGCGGGAAGCGCCUUCCCCGCAGGCACUCUAUAAAUAGCAAAUGCUAAGGAAAAAAGAAAAUGCAGCGAAGGCAUAUAAGUGUUAAGCUGAAGAUUGUCCGGAUCAGUGACUUGACAGUAAGGAGAAUGGAAUGGACAUCAAUGCAAGCUUGAAUAAGAAAAGUUUCUUCCUCCUAAGCCAUGGCAUAUCAGUUAUACAGAAAUACCACUUUGGGAAACAGUCUCCAGGAGAGCCUUGAUGAGCUCAUACAGUCUCAACAGAUCACCCCCCAACUUGCUCUCCAAGUUCUUCUUCAGUUUGAUAAAGCUAUAAAUUCAGCAUUGGCGCAGAGGGUCAGGAACAGAGUCAAUUUCAGGGGCUCUCUAAAUACGUACAGAUUCUGCGAUAAUGUGUGGACUUUUGUAUUGAAUGAUGUUGAAUUCAGAGAGGUGACAGAACUUAUUAAAGUGGACAAAGUGAAAAUUGUAGCCUGUGAUGGUAAAAAUACUGGCUCCAAUACUACAGAAUGAAUGGGAAAAAAUGGCUUUUUAUGCCAUCUGCUGAUCUUAUUCAUCGCUUUUUUGAGAAGCAUAGAAGAGACUUUUCUUAUUUAUUCUAGCAUCGCAGAAAUGACUCCACUGUGCUGUACUAUCAGAAUUCCAAUAGAAAGAAGCUUACGACUAUAGCCUCUUACCUUUUCAGCAUGAAGAAACAAGUUUUUUUUUAAUAACAAACACUGUUGCCUUCCUAAAAACACUCUUUAAUAAACUCAUUUUAAAACUC